AUGAGCGUGUGCAAGCUGAAACAAGCCCGAUUCAAGCCGAGGACGUAUGAAGAGUGUCCCAUCGGCGACUCGCUAAACCCGCAGGUGCAGAUGAAAGCGGCGGUCCACAGCGAGGCGCUGACUCACCUGAUCGUCCUGAUCAAAGCCUCGUCCCGUCCGUCCGGCGGUGACAACAGCACUGACAGCUGCGUGUUCUCACCGCCGGCCGGCGAGCCGGGUUUGCGGAGACAAGGCAGCCCGGUCCUCUUCGGUGGACGGACCCCUCGAGGCGUGGACAUGUUUGGCCCCGGGCAGCUGGUGUCCACUCUGCUCCCCGCCGUCUUCCACUCGCCGGCGGCCCACUUCUUCCCCGCGUUCCCCACCAGACUGGGCUCCCAGCCCCAAAUCCUCAUCCCGGGGCCGUUCAUCACCUACGAAUCCCUGAGGAGUUAUCUGCAGCCGGAGCCAUGCAAGGAGGCCCUGCUCCUGGCCACGCGGGCGGUUGGGAUGGGGCCGCUGGCGGAGGGCGCGGAUGAACAGAGGCCAGUGAAGCAGCGGCGCGCACGGGCCAACUACAGCAGCUGGCAGCUGGAGGAGCUGGAGAAGGCGUUCGAGACCACCCACUACCCCGACAUCUUCAUGAGGGAGGCCCUGGCCCUCAGACUGGACCUCAUCGAGGCCAGAGUACAGGUUUGGUUUCAAAACCGCCGUGCCAAGAUGAGGCGGCAGCUGAAGCUCCAGGGUCAGCUCGCCGGGCCGUAUGUGAAAAAAGACGCUGACGAGGCUCCCGAGAAGGCGAGCCGACGUCUGAAGCAGACGGAGAGUUCUGACGGAGAGCACUGGGACCGACAACAGGAAGGAGAGAACUACCCCUGGACAAAAGCGGCGGGCGGCGCGCCGAGCGUGCACGCUCCGCCGCUGGGGAAGUGGGAGAGGCCGGAGGGGCCGGAGGGGCCGAGCUCGGAGGAGCUCCGCUCCUGCAGCAUCGCCAAGCUGAGGGCCAAAGCCAGAGAGCACGAGGCCGAGAUCCACGGCUCCGUAAACAUGUCAGGGGGCGACGCACAAACACAGGAAAGCAACGCCAUGCACAGUGACUGA
This is a messenger RNA of Salarias fasciatus (jewelled blenny), 1077 nucleotides long. Its product is annotated as visual system homeobox 2. The record is from RefSeq and is a predicted model, not a curated record. The transcript is spliced from 5 exons. Bases 1 to 1077 code for a protein of 358 amino acids. NCBI's taxonomy places the organism in Eukaryota, Metazoa, Chordata, Actinopteri, Blenniiformes, Blenniidae. Gene Ontology annotation, biological process: regulation of DNA-templated transcription. Gene Ontology annotation, molecular function: DNA-binding transcription factor activity, RNA polymerase II-specific; sequence-specific double-stranded DNA binding.